Molecule: messenger RNA, 1656 nt
Organism: Colletotrichum paranaense
Lineage: Eukaryota; Fungi; Ascomycota; Sordariomycetes; Glomerellales; Glomerellaceae
Product: rhamnogalacturonan lyase
Exons: 8
Coding region: 1-1656 (551 amino acids)
Biological process (GO): pectin catabolic process
Molecular function (GO): carbon-oxygen lyase activity, acting on polysaccharides; carbohydrate binding
Source: RefSeq, a predicted model, not a curated record
AUGUUGUUCCUUUCACUCCUGUGCUCGCUGUUCUUCCUACCAGCGGUCGUCUUGGCGGCCUUUGGCUGGACGGACAAUGGCUCCGAGUAUGUUAUUGACAGCGGCUCUGACCUCGUCAUCAAGGUGACCAAGUGCUGCGGUGAUAUCUCCUCGCUCAACUACAAGGGCGUCGAGUACAAUGGCUGGGGCGGCAAGAACACCCAUGUCGAAUCAGGUAGGACUAACAUGAGAGAAGGGCUCGGUACCAGCACGGUCAGCAUCACGAGCUACAGCAACGUCAUCAAGGUCUCGGUCGUCCACGGCACUCUCAAGCACUGGAUCUUUGUCCGCUACGGAAACAACAAUGUCUACCUCUUCACGAACAAGGCAGACGACUCUGUCUCGGCCAUGCGCUACAUUGUUCGCAUCCCGGGUGGAAUCUUCUCCCAUGACUCUACAGAGAGUGACUUCUAUGAUGCCAGCAGCACCAUCAUCGAGGCCCAGGAUAUCAACGUCAACAGCGCCGGCUUGACCAAGAGCAAGCACUACCAAGGCUCCAACUACGGCCGAGUCAUGGACUUCGACUACGUUGGCCGCAAGAAGACCGGCGUCGGUCUGUUCAUGAUCAGAAGCAACCACGAAAAGGCGAGCGGCGGUCCCUUCUUCCGCUCUCUCGUUCGUCGCGCGGACCCGACUGGCGAGGACUUGUACGACAUCUACUACUACAACAUGGGCCACACCGACCCCAUGCGCACCGGUCUCCAAGGCCCCUCUGUCCUGGCUUUCACCGCAGGCGAGGACCCCAACAGCAACCUCUUCGCCCGCAAGGCCGACUGGUCCUGGUUCGAUGACCUCGGCCUCGAUGGCUGGGUGCCUGCCUCCGGUCGCGGCUACGCUUCCGGUGUCGGCCUCUCCAACAUGAAGUCCGGCAAGACAUACGUCGUCGGGCUGUCCAACUCCGCCGCCCAGUAUUGGGGCACUGCCGGCUCCGGUGGCGCCUGGUCCAUCACCAAGAUCAUCCCUGGAACCUACACCCUGACCGUCUACAAGGACGAGCUUGAGGUCGCCACCUCCUCCGUCACCAUCAAGGCUGGCGCCGGCACUGCCGUCAACACCAUCACCUGUGUUGAUCCUCAGGAUGAUGCUGUCAUUUGGCGUAUCGGCGAGUGGGAUGGAACCCCCAAGGGCUUUUUGAACUUCGAGGACACCCCCAUGAAGCCCACUUACAUGCAUCCCUCCGACACCCGCAUCUCCACCUGGAACGCCGGCAACUUCAUCGUCGGCACCCACAGCGCCAACCGCUUCCCCGGUUACAUGUGGAAGGAGGUCAACAGCGGCUAUCUCAUCUACUUCAAGCUCACCACCGCCCAGCUCGCCGCCGGCCACACCGUCCGCAUCGGCAUCACGGAGGGCUACAUCGGCGGCCGCCCGGCCAUCAACGUCAACUCGUGGGCCUCGGCCCUCCCCGCGGCCACCAACCAGGCCAGCACACGCUCGCUGACCGUCGGCACGUACCGCGGCAACAACGUCAAGCUCACCUUCGCCGUGCCGCAGUCCGCUUGGAUCCAGAGCACGAGCGAGUGGCAGAUCCUCACCAUCAACAUCAUCAGCGGCAGCUCUGGCGAGAAGUACCUCAGCCCUGGUGUCAGCUUCGACGCUGUCGAGCUUCUGGCUUAA